Closterium sp. NIES-65 is the source of this 1185-nucleotide messenger RNA. The record is from the annotation of a GenBank genome assembly. NCBI's taxonomy places the organism in Eukaryota, Viridiplantae, Streptophyta, Zygnematophyceae, Desmidiales, Closteriaceae.
AUGGCUACCCCUAGUGUCCUCGCUUUUGACGCUGAGGGUCGGGCCAUUGACUCUGAGGUCUGGGUAGAUGACCUGCAGCUGUUCUUAAAGUGCGAUAGGGCAGACGGCCUCUCUCUCUUUGACCUUACCUCUGGCGCUUCCCCUGCCCCUGCUGCUGAUGCUGACGCCACUGUUCGUUCCCAGUGGGCCACGCGCGACGCUGCUGCACGUCUUGCUGUGCGUCGCCACCUCCCUACCUCCGAGCGUGCACACUUUAGUCAGUACAAGAGUGCUCAGACCUUGUACGACGCUGUAGUUGCAUGCUACUCCUCCCCUACCACUGCUGCACUGAGCCGUCUCAUGCUGCCGUACCUCUUCCCUGACCUUGCUGCCUUUCCCAGAGUAGCUGACCUCAUUACGCACCUCCGCACUAGUGACACUCUCUACCGCGCUGCGCUUCCUGCUGACUUCUGCGCCAAGAACCCCCCCCCCAUGUACAUCAACCUCUACUUCAUAGUCACCCGACUCCUUGACUCCCUAAGAGUGGUCAGGGACCACUUCCUCGCAGUGUGCCCCACCACUCUCACCAUUGACCUCCUCGAGAAGUCCCUCCUAGCGGCGGAGAAGAGAAUAGUCGCUGUAGGAGCUUCUCGUGGUGACCCCCGCACCCUUGUCUUUGAGGGUCGGUCGGCGCUGCAUCUGCCCCUUCAGGGAAGCGCCACACAGGCAGGGGCAAGGGGGGCAAGGGCGUUGGAGGAGCUGGCGGGGGCGGUGGAGGUGGCGGUGGAGGCGUUGGAGGGAGUGGGGGUGGUGGAGGGAGUGGUGGAAGGGGUGGGGGUACUGGUGGCAGCAGUGGGGGCGGAGGCGGCGGCGGUGGCGGAGGGAGCGGAGGAGGCGGUGGUAGCGGAGACGGCGGUGGUGGUGGAGGCGGCGGUGGUGGCUGAGGCGGCGGAGGCGGCGGAGGCGGCGGAGGUGGCGGUGGAGCUGGUCGCGGGUCUACGCAGAGGAGUGGCUCCGGUGGUGGUCCGCGCCAGCAGCAGCAGCGUGGUCGUGAGACCCUGUCCCCUCAGCAGCUCCGUGAGUGGUACACUGCACGCCAGCGGGGUGGGGGUUUUGGUCCGUGCACCUACGUCCUGCGCACCGGUGACCGUGCGGGUGAGCAGUGUGGGGGUGCGCACCCCACCCAACGCUGCUUUGGCCGUCUGA